Messenger RNA from Strigops habroptila (Kakapo), 2900 nucleotides. It is a transcript of the gene ERGIC1, whose product is annotated as endoplasmic reticulum-golgi intermediate compartment 1. Gene Ontology annotation, biological process: endoplasmic reticulum to Golgi vesicle-mediated transport; retrograde vesicle-mediated transport, Golgi to endoplasmic reticulum. Gene Ontology annotation, cellular component: endoplasmic reticulum; endoplasmic reticulum membrane; Golgi membrane. The transcript is spliced from 10 exons. Lineage: Eukaryota; Metazoa; Chordata; Aves; Psittaciformes; Psittacidae. The record is from RefSeq and is a predicted model, not a curated record. The coding region runs from base 118 to 990 and encodes 290 amino acids.
CUGGUGCUGCGCGGCGGCGGGGCCCGUCACUUCCUGGCCCUGCAGCCGGCGGCAGCGAGGCGAGAGCCGGGGCCGGGGGCGGCGGGGCCCGCAGCCUGCCCGGCGCCCGCUACCAACAUGCCCUUUGACUUCAGGAGGUUUGACAUCUACAGGAAGGUGCCAAAAGACCUUACACAGCCAACCUACACAGGGGCUAUUAUCUCUGUCUGCUGCUGUCUCUUCAUACUGUUUCUCUUCCUGUCUGAGCUCACAGGAUUCAUAGCCACUGAAAUAGUUAAUGAGCUCUAUGUGGAUGACCCAGACAAAGACAGUGGAGGUAAAAUAGAAGUGAAUCUAAACAUCAGUUUGCCAAACCUGCAUUGUGAAUUAGUUGGACUAGACAUCCAAGAUGAAAUGGGAAGGCAUGAAGUGGGUCAUAUUGAUAACUCGAUGAAGAUACCUCUCAAUAAUGGGGAUGGCUGCAGGUUUGAGGGCCAUUUCAGCAUCAACAAGGUCCCUGGUAACUUUCACGUGUCAACGCACAGUGCCACUGCGCAGCCUCAGAAUCCUGACAUGACUCACGUCAUCCAUAAGCUCUCAUUUGGGGACAAGUUACAGGUCCAUAACGUUCAUGGAGCAUUCAAUGCCUUGGAGGGAGCAGACAAACUCAGCUCAAAUCCUCUUGCGUCUCAUGAUUACAUAUUGAAGAUAGUCCCGACAGUGUACGAAGACAUGAGCGGCAAGCAGCGAUACUCAUACCAAUAUACUGUAGCAAAUAAGGAGUACGUAGCCUACAGUCACACUGGCCGCAUUAUCCCAGCUAUCUGGUUUCGUUAUGAUUUGAGCCCCAUCACAGUGAAAUACACAGAGAGACGACAGCCUUUGUACAGGUUUAUCACAUCGAUAUGUGCCAUCAUUGGAGGAACAUUUACUGUAGCUGGGAUCCUCGACUCCUGCAUUUUCACAGCAUCAGAGGCCUGGAAGAAGAUCCAGCUGGGGAAAAUGCAGUAGCAGUGAAACUCUACCCUGGUCUCCAAGGACACGAGCAAAGAUUGAGAAAUCUACCACUACCUGUUUUUGUCUUUAUUUUCUAUUUGAUUGAAUCAGUAAGUUUUUCUCUAAUCAGGCUGUUCAGUGAAGACCUCUUCAACAAAUCAAAGAAAUCUCCAUGCAUUUCAGAGCUCUGAGAGUGAAAAAUCAAUGGAAUCAGGGCAUGGAUGUCGAUUCUCUCCCCCCAGAAAGAGGUUGAAAUGCCAUAUAUGAAAUACACCGUCAGAUCUAAGUAAGGAUGACAGUCUGUUCUCUGGGAGGUUCCUAUGGCAGUGUACAAACUAGGUAGUAGCUUGAAAAGAGUUGAGCUGUCUUGUGGCACUUUUUGGAAUUCUGUUGGAUUUGCAUGAUUAGACAAUCGACUUUUGUAUAAGGCAAAAAUUAUACAUUAGGAAGAAAUUCCACCUGUGGUGCCAAAAGGGUGAUGAUGUAUCUGUUGGUGAGGAAUGGAAAAUGUUAGUCCCCAUAGCAAACUUUAGAGACAGAGGGCAGAAAUAACAUCAAGAAACGUUUUGUGCUUUUAUUGAAAGCUCUUUUGUUCAGAUAUGACCUUUCUAAUGAAAUGAGCAAACAAGAAGAGGAAGCCUUCCCCUAGCUACCUUUUCCUGGGUAAUCUGUGAUCCAGGCAGUGGAGGGCUUUUCUUUUACUCUGAAUGUAAAAGUAUUUUCAUUUCUUCCCAGAAACUGAAUAUCCAGUCUUGUGUUUACAGGUGGCAUGAAGUAAAAAAACCAAACUGAGCAACAGAGUUUUAUGUGGCCUUUGCUUUGAAAGGGAAUAGUUGUCUUUACAGCAUUAGCUUUUAUUCUUCCGUAUGUUUUUUAAACACAGACCACCCAACACUCUGGAUUCUGCACUUCUGCUUUAUUAUUAUUGUUGUUGUUAUUUUGAGAAAGGGUUGUAUAUUCUAUAUGUUCAGAAAAAUGGUGCAGUCUUCUGGGUGGAUAAGCACAGCUUACUGUCUUGCUUUGUGUGUGCAUAUUGAAUACACCUGUCAAACACAGAAGUCUGUCUUUUCAGGGUUUAAGGUGCCUCCCUUUUCCUUUAAAAUCCAGUCAGGCAUCUUUUGUGAGCCCUGGACUGACACUGUUCACCCACAGGUACACCAGCAGCAGGGCAGGCAUUCCCACAAGCGGGCCCCUGCUAGCAGUUGUUUUGUUUUAUUCCUUAAAAUGGUACCUGAGCUUCCAUGCCCGUUCAUUCAAGCCUUGUCUUCUGGGGCCUCCAAUAAAUGGAGGGAGAACUACUGCCAGGUAUGGCUUGCAUGUAAUGGUAGACAUGAGUUCACUAAAAUUAGACCAGUACCCGCCAGCACAUUUUCCAUAGCCUCCUAAAUGUUCCUUGAGUAGUAACAGUCUCUGCAUGCUUUGUAAAUGUCUGAGCUGAGGAUACAUAAAUUUUAAGUGUUCCAGGAUGGAUAAAAAUCAUAAAGUAAAAAUCUUUUACUCAAUCAAUGCUGUAAAUUCUAAGAUGGGUGCAGGAUUUCUCUUGAGUAGUACCUACUGCCCACUGCCCUUUCCUGGAGGCAGAAGUAGGCAAACAUUAUACUGUAAUAAUAUGAAUCUUUGAAUAUUCAGUGUUAAUGCUAGAGUCAGAUGCAUUUCAAAAGUAUUCCUAAUACAUGUCUGUUGGAGUUGUCUCUUUGCUUUGGAAGUAGGGAAGGUAGCCAGUUUAUCCACACGCCAAAAAGAAGAAGCCAACCACAGUCCUCUGCCCUAUAGUGACUUUGGACAAGUUACAGCAUUGGAAUUUUUCCCUGUUCUUAUUACGGACUGAUUGCUAUUGCUUUAGGUGUAAACUGGAUUGUGUAACUUCCUGUAUCUGUUAAUGUAUGGAUAGAUUUUAUACAUUUUUUUCCAUUUACAAAAAUCAA